AUGAAGGAGUCUCAGCACCCUGUAGUCACCCUCAGUCCUCCACACUCUACAGGGCAGGAGUCUCAGCACCCUGUAGUCACCCUCAGUCCUCCACACUCUACAGGGCAGGGGUCUCAGCACCCUGUAGUCACCUUCAGUCCUACACACUCUACAGGCCAGGAGUCUCAGCACCCUGUAGUCACCCUCAGUCCUACACACUCUACAGGGCAGGAGUCUCAGCACCCAGUAGUCACCCUCAGUCCUCCACACUCUACAGGGCAGGAGUCUCAGCACCCUGUAGUCACCCUCAGUCCUACACACUCUACAGGCCAGGAGUCUCAGCACCCUGUAGUCACCCUCAGUCCUCCACACUCUACAGGGCAGGAGUCUCAGCACCCUGUAGUCACCCUCAGUCCUCCACACUCUACAGGGCAGGAGUCUCAGCACCCUGUAGUCACCCUCAGUCCUACACACUCUACAGGCCAGGAGUCUCAGCACCCUGUAGUCACCCUCAGUCCUCCACACUCUACAGGGCAGGAGUCUCAGCACCCUGUAGUCACCCUCAGUCCUCCACACUCUACAGGGCAGGAGUCUCAGCGCCCUGUAGUCUACAUCAACACUUUCAGUAAAGUCUGA
Messenger RNA from Homarus americanus (American lobster), 615 nucleotides. Its product is annotated as putative clathrin assembly protein At1g14910. NCBI's taxonomy places the organism in Eukaryota, Metazoa, Arthropoda, Malacostraca, Decapoda, Nephropidae. The record is from RefSeq and is a predicted model, not a curated record. The transcript has a single exon. Bases 1 to 615 code for a protein of 204 amino acids.